CUUCUUUGGUGGAACCAAAACCCUUACAAUCAUUCGUCCAUUUAUCCUCCCUUCUGCCAUUUACAGCCGAAGAGCUUCUCACCGCGCGCCCAUUUGCGAAAUACACUUGUAUUUCAGUGAUUGCUGUAACCAAACUUGCUUAUCGGGAUAAAUAAACAACACUAACCUAUACUGUCUUUAGACAUUUUACACGCUGCUAUAAAGAAUAUUGUCAAGAUCCCGCGCUCCCAAGUCAUUCUGCAACGAAAUCUCCAGCGAACCCUCUUUAAACCCAUACGUGCCUUCUGACCCUUCUUCUAAUCGCGAGCGCGCAGAUUUUGAUUCUUUAUGAUUUAUUUUCAUAACAGACCUUUUCCCUCCCUUCCAUACGGCGGCGAAACCCAUCGAGUGUAAUCCGGCCGCUGUGAUUUCCCUCCCACCACCCGCUUCGUCCGCCGAGGCCAUGUCUAUGCUUGACGCGCCCUCCACCAGCAUGCCCGAUCUCCAACGCACCCAGACCGUAUCACAGCUGUCGAAAUAUGAUCGGAAAUCUAGAACAGCAGCUAAUUAUGGUCAACUACUAGAAAAGCCUGACCAGGAGCAUGAUCAUGAAGAGGAUGACCAGGAGGAGGAAGUUGAUGAGGUUGUCUUGGAGGAUAUGAAAAAGCUCGAAGACAACUUUCCAGGGAUUUCAGAUCGCUUCCGUUUGGUGAAUAGGAUUGGUGAAGGCACUUUCUCUACUGUAUACAAGGCCGAAGAUCUCCUAUACGACCACUACCGAAAUGAUUGGGAUGUAUUUCAAGAUACUCCGAGAGAUGAAUCGACAAAUUCGCCGUCAAAAGGUCGUCGAGUAGAAGACGAGAACGGGAAUACGAUACCCAUCAGGCGAACGAAACCACGAUAUGUUGCGCUGAAAAAGAUAUACGUCACAAGCAGCCCACUGCGCAUCCAGAAUGAACUGGAACUAUUACAUGAUCUCCGGGGAUGCCGAUCAGUUUGCCCUCUGAUAACUGCAUUCCGUCAUCACGAUCAAGUGGUCGCCGUUCUGCCCUUUUUCCCGCAUACAGACUUUCGACUUCAGUACCGAACGUUCAUGGUGGCUGAUAUGCGCCAUUACUUUCGAUCGUUGUUCACUGCAUUACACUCGGUUCAUAAGCACAAUAUACUGCACCGCGAUAUCAAGCCAACCAACUUUUUGUACAAUCCGGACUUACGGGAAGGCGUUUUGGUGGACUUCGGUUUAGCAGAGCGCGAAGGCUCCGAGUAUACAGGGACAUGUCUCUGCACAAGCACGAGCCAUAUACGUCGCGCGCGUUACACCCAGAGUUACCACUAUACCCACUGUGCCUCUUCCGGCCUCGCUAUAGGCUAUCCGAAAAGUGACUCUCGGCCGUCAAGGCGUGCCAAUCGUGCCGGGACGCGAGGGUUUCGUGCACCUGAGGUCCUGUUCAAGUGCACCUCGCAAACAACCAAAAUAGAUAUGUGGUCUGCCGGCGUGAUUCUACUAACAUUGCUUGGUCGUCGGUUUCCAUUCUUCAACUCAGCCGACGACGUCGACGCACUGAUAGAAAUGGCGAGCAUAUUCGGCACCCGCCGCAUGAAAAAUGCCGCUGCCAUGCACGGCCAGAUAUUUGAAACCAAUAUUCCGACCAUCGGAGAAAAAGGUUAUAGCUGGGAAAAGCUUGUGAAAUGGUCUAGCUGUGUAGAAGAGCUGACAGAGAGUGAGAAACAAGCUACCCGACUGUUAGCAGGAUUGAUGGAACUGGAUCCAUCCAAACGUCUAAAUGCUAAAGAGGCUAUGCAGCACGAAUUUUUUACUAACCCUAUCGAUCAUGAUGUUGAAUGGGGGGGGCCCGAAGACAGCGCAGAUAGCGGUAGGGAAGAUGAAGGCGACAAAGGUGGAGACGAUGAUGGAGACGACGAUGAAGUGGAUAUGGUAUAGAUCUCUUAAUGAUAAUGCAAAGCAAUGAUGUCUUA
Molecule: messenger RNA, 1956 nt
Organism: Aspergillus nidulans FGSC A4
Lineage: Eukaryota; Fungi; Ascomycota; Eurotiomycetes; Eurotiales; Aspergillaceae
Product: serine/threonine protein kinase CDC7
Exons: 2
Coding region: 443-1921 (492 amino acids)
Biological process (GO): G1/S transition of mitotic cell cycle; positive regulation of protein localization to kinetochore; positive regulation of DNA replication initiation
Cellular component (GO): nucleus; Dbf4-dependent protein kinase complex; chromatin
Molecular function (GO): protein serine/threonine kinase activity; ATP binding; protein kinase activity
Source: RefSeq, a predicted model, not a curated record